AAAAAAAAACGUCACAAGAAAACCUACUUACUAUCAGCAGCAGGAGGAGUGCAGCAGUCUGUUGCCUGUUAUCAGUGAAGGGAAAAAAUUCAAUUGAAGCGUAAACAACUCCUAUAUGAUGUCCGACGCCAUCUGACAGUGUCCACCAAGCAGCCAGCAGCCCAGCUAUAGUCGCAUAAUCCAGUGACCAUAUAGCCCAUAGCCCCAGAAGUCGCAGAGUACAGAGCCAGUUAGAGCUGUACAGUAGAGCCACGUUAAGUUGAAAAUUCGUGUGAAGAACGUAUCGCAUAUUGAUCAAUAAAUGGAGAAAUCUGAAAUACGACUGCAGCGCAUGUCAAAUGAAUAUCAGUCGCAAUCGAGCUAUAUGUAUUUGCGGACCAAGAUGCUGUUAAAAAUCGAAAACACCCUACUUCGAAGCCAUCGUCAGCGUGAGACCACUGGAAUCAAGAAACUAUACAAUUCGUUUUUCGUAUUGUUUUAAUUUGCCCCCUUGGCCCCUCGUCGAAGAACCCCGUCGUCCCAAGGCCCCCCUCAAGAACACAAAACGCACAACGCAACAAUUCCAAUUCCAAAAUCACUCCAUCAAGUGAGCCAAUUUAGAGAAAAAAGU
Molecule: messenger RNA, 610 nt
Organism: Drosophila bipectinata
Lineage: Eukaryota; Metazoa; Arthropoda; Insecta; Diptera; Drosophilidae
Source: RefSeq, a predicted model, not a curated record